AUGGAUUGUUUAAUUCCUGUAUUAAAUAAACUUCAAGAUGUUUUUGCAGCUGUUGGUGCAAGAGAUACAUCAAUUCAAUUACCACAAAUUGUUGUUGUUGGUAGUCAGAGUUCUGGAAAAUCUUCUGUUAUUGAAAGUAUUGUUGGACGUGAUUUUUUACCUCGAGGAAAUGGAAUAGUUACACGUCGUCCAUUAAUUUUACAAUUAAUAUAUACUCCUGAAGAUUCUGAUAAAAGAAUGUUAAAUAAUCAAAAAAUAGAAGGUGAUUGGGGUGUUUUUAAACAUGCAAAAAAUAGAAUUUUUACUGAUUUUGAGGAGAUUAAAAAAGAAAUUGAGGAAGAAACAGAUAGAACAACAGGAACUAAUAAAGGAAUAUCUUUUGAACCAAUAUCAUUAAAAAUAUUUUCACAUAAAGUUGUUAAUUUAUCAUUAGUUGAUUUACCUGGUUUAACAAAAGUAGCUGUUGGUGAUCAACCAGAAGAUAUUGAAGAUCAAAUAAAAGGCAUGAUUUAUCACUACAUUUCAAAUCCAAAUGCUAUUAUUCUUGCUGUAACUCCAGCAAAUCAAGAUUUUGCCACUUCAGAAGCUCUUAAAAUAUCUCGUGAUGUUGAUAAAGAUGGUCUUAGAACAUUAGCUAUUUUAACAAAACUUGAUCUUAUGGAUGCUGGAACAGAUGCUAUGGAUGUUUUUAUGGGACGUGUUAUACAAGUUCGUUUAGGUAUUAUUGGUGUUGUUAAUAGAUCUCAAAUGGAUAUAAAUAACAAAAAGUCAAUUGAAGAUUCAUUAAAAGAUGAACUUGCUUUUAUUCAAAGGACAUAUCCUGCAUUGGCUUCUAAAAAUGGUACACCAUACUUAGUUAAAAUGUUAAAUAAGCUUCUUAUUCAUCAUAUAAGAUUAUCUUUACCAUCUUUAAAACAAAGAAUAAAUACAUUACAAUCACAAUUUCAAUCACAAUUAAAUUCAUUUGGUGAACCAUUAAAAGAUAAAAGAAAAACUUUAUUGCAAAUAUUAACUAGAUUCACUCACGCAUAUACAUCAACAAUUGAAGGAAAUUCAACCAAAAUUGAAACAACAGAAUUAUGUGGUGGUGCUCGUAUAAAUUAUAUUUUUCAUGAAACAUUUGCCAAAGUUCUUGAUGAAAUAGAUCCAUUAAAAAAUUUAACAGAAAUGGAUAUAUUAACGGCUAUUCGCAAUGCAACAGGAACAAGAUCGGUAUUAUAUGUUCCAGAGAUAUGUUUUGAACUUCUUGUUAAACAACAAAUACAAAAAUUAGAAGAACCAUCACUUCAUUGUGUAGAAUUGGUUCAUGAAGAACUUCUUAGAAUUGUUCAACAUUGUGGAGUUAAUGUUCAACAAGAAAUGCAACGUUUUCCAAUGCUUUUUGAUCGUAUUAAUAUUUGUGUUGCAACUGCUUUAAAAGAACGUGUUACACCAACAAAAGAAUUUGUUGAAAAUCUUAUUUCAAUUGAAUUAGCUUAUGUUAAUGCAAAACAUCCUGAUUUUUCAAAUGCAUGUUCAUACUCAUUACAACAAGUCGAUGGAGAUUUACCAAAAAGAAUAAAAAAAGUUACUGUUAAAGAUGAAGAUCCUCAUAUUCGUUCUAAUAGUGUUGGUAGAACAGAAAAUACAACAGAAGAAAAUCAACCACAUCCUCAAGAAAACAAGGAUAAUGUUGAAAAAGUUGAAAACAAUCAAGUUGAUGGUAAGGAUCGUAAUUCAUAUUUUGGAUGGUUAGUUGGUAAACAAAAUGCAGUAAAAGGUGAAACUAAAUUAAUUAAUAAUCAAACUGGUGAAGUAGAAACAAUUUUAACAACACAAACACCAGAAAGAUUAAGCCGUCAAUUAACAACAAGAGAAAAAAAAGAUUGCAAAACAAUAGAAAGAUUAAUUAAAAGUUAUUUUAAUAUUGUUCGCAAGAAUAUUCAAGAUUCUGUCCCAAAAGCAAUAAUGCAUUUCCUUGUGAAUUAUGUUAAAGAGAAUCUUCAUAGUGAAUUAGUUAGAAGUCUUUAUGAUAAUGCUAGUAUGGAUGAAUUACUACAAGAAAGUGAAACAAUUGCUGAAAGAAGAAGACAUUGUAGUGAUAUGCUUGAAUCUCUUAACAAAGCUAUACAAAUUCUUGGAGAAAUUAGAGAAACACAUAUAAGACUUUAA
Strongyloides ratti is the source of this 2151-nucleotide messenger RNA. RefSeq names its product Dynamin-1-like protein. The record is from RefSeq and is a predicted model, not a curated record. Gene Ontology annotation, molecular function: GTPase activity; microtubule binding; GTP binding. Gene Ontology annotation, biological process: mitochondrial fission. The transcript has 2 exons. Lineage: Eukaryota; Metazoa; Nematoda; Chromadorea; Rhabditida; Strongyloididae. The coding region runs from base 1 to 2151 and encodes 716 amino acids. Gene Ontology annotation, cellular component: cytoplasm; mitochondrion; microtubule.